Messenger RNA from Gekko japonicus, 1793 nucleotides. RefSeq names its product cholinesterase-like. Gene Ontology annotation, biological process: choline metabolic process; acetylcholine catabolic process. Gene Ontology annotation, cellular component: plasma membrane. The record is from RefSeq and is a predicted model, not a curated record. The transcript is spliced from 3 exons. NCBI's taxonomy places the organism in Eukaryota, Metazoa, Chordata, Lepidosauria, Squamata, Gekkonidae. Bases 17 to 1675 code for a protein of 552 amino acids. Gene Ontology annotation, molecular function: acetylcholinesterase activity.
GCUUCCAGCUGCUGAAAUGUCCAGUCUCCGUCUUCCAUUCUUGUGGCUCUUCCUCCUUUUCCCACUGGCCUCCAACUCUGCCUCUGAAGGAGAUGACACCAUCAUGGUCACCAGCAGUGGCCCUGUCAAAGGCAGGCAUCUCCAGGUUGGCUCUGGCUCCGUGACUGCUUAUCUGGGUAUCCCCUACGCAGAACCGCCUGUGGGGAAAUUGCGUUUCCAGAAGCCCCUUCCCCAUCAGCCCUGGAGUCAAGUCUUGGAGGCUACCAGCUUUGGCAACUCCUGCUCCCAGUUGCUUCUUCCUGGCACCCCCCAAACAUCAAUGUGGACUGUCAGCCCACCACUGUCAGAGAACUGUCUCUUUCUGAAUAUCUGGGCGCCCCAUCCAAGGCCUCCUACCCCAGUCCCUGUCCUUGUCUGGAUACACGGUGGGAGUUUUUUCAGUGGCACGUCUUCUCUGGAGAUGUAUAAUGGGGCAUCCUUAGCUGCUGAGGAGGAUCUCAUAGUGGUGUCCUUGAAUUACCGCUUGGGGGCUCUGGGCUUCCUUUCGUUACCACCAAGUGCCCCAGGUAAUGCUGGCCUUUGGGACCAACAGCUGGCACUGAAAUGGGUGAAGGAGAAUGCAGCCGCCUUCGGAGGAGAUCCUGCGUGGGUGACCAUUUCAGGACAGAGUGCUGGAGGAGCCUUGGUGGGUUUCCAUCUCCUCUCCCCAGAAAGCCAGCCCCUCUUUGCCCGGGCUGUGAUGCAAAGUGGAACUAUGAAUGCUGUCUAUGCUUGGACAAGUCCUGAGGAGGCCAAACAGAGAGCACUUGAUCUGGCCCAGAAGCAGGGUUGUACUCAAGAUGAUGCCGCCGAGGUGGUGACAUGCCUGCAGGGAAAAGAUGUAGCAGGUUUCAAUCAGUAUGAGUUAUAUGCACUGAACAGCACAAUGCUUCUGGACAUUCCUUUCACACCCACCACUGAUGGAGAAUUCCUCACUGAGGACCCACAGACACUUCUGGAGGCUGGGCGCUUUCCAAAUAAACCCCUUCUCAUUGGCACCACUUCUGAUGAAUUGGCUGUGCUCGUAGAGACCACUUUUCCAGAUGCCAAAGAUGGGCUAAUAACUAGGGAACAGCUGGUGGAGGCUGUGAGGAAGACGGUACGAAGUGCCACAGAAGAAAUUGUUGAGGCUGUGGUGAAGGAAUACAGCAAAGAGGUCCAUGGCCUCGAAUCCUACCGCUGGGCCAUGGUGCAGUCCAGUGGUGAUUACUUCUUCGUAUGCCCUUCAGCAGAAAUUGCUGCAAAGUUGACCAAAGCUGGAAGUCCUGUGUACGCUUACAUCUUCUCACAGCGCACCUUGGGCUCUGUUUGGCCUGAGUGGAUUGAGGCACCCCAUGGUGCUGAACUGCCUUACUUAUUUGGCACUUUUAAGUCAAUCCUGGCUGCCAACCAAACAUGCACAGCGGAGGAGGCCGCGUUAAGCCGCAGGGUGCAGCGAUACUGGGCAGAGUUUGCUAGACAUGGGAAUCCUAACGGGGUGACCGCCAAUGAGGUUCAGUGGCCACUCUACAAUGCCAAAGCGCAGAACUUCUUCCUUCUCAGCACACAACCACCCAAAGCUCUACAGAAGUCACCUGCCCGACACUGUUGUUUCUGGAAAACACAAGUUUUGAAUGUCGCACAGCCAAGUAACUGAUGGACUUCCUGCUCCUUAAGGACAGGCCCAGCUGGUUCCAAGAAGCCUGGAAAAGCACAGGAGAAUAUUCCAUGCUGAGUAAUAAAGAUCUGGGACUUGACAGCAAAUUAACAUGUAA